Molecule: messenger RNA, 2015 nt
Organism: Lycium barbarum (goji berry)
Lineage: Eukaryota; Viridiplantae; Streptophyta; Magnoliopsida; Solanales; Solanaceae
Exons: 11
Coding region: 398-1807 (469 amino acids)
Source: RefSeq, a predicted model, not a curated record
AUGAAGACCCAUUUCAAGAGUUAACAAAACUUCCCAUUUUGGCUCAGUCUUUUCUCAAAAAUCAGUCACAUUUUGGUUAAAAUUGGUUGAGUCCGCCCACUAAUACAUUGUGCUACCGAAAAAUAUGGAGAAUUUCAGAUAUGGAGCGACAUAUAUGGAAGAAAAAAUAAAUUGGUGGUAAGAUUUUGUUGGGUUUCCCUCCUUUUACUUCUUUUUUGCUUAAGAUUUUAGGGCUUCCUCCUUUCAAUUCCUUUUUGGCUGCCCUUGAGGCAAAGAAAAUUGGAGUUUGAAGAAGACGGGGAAAGGAAGCGAGCGCUAUUGGAAGAACAUUCACAUAGUGUUCAAGACUUUUUUGAGGUGUUUGCAGGAUUCAUAGUUUUUGAGAAGCAUCGUUGAAAUGGCAAGAAAAAGACAGAGAAAUUCUAGUCAAGACAGGCUUUUAUCUAAUUCCUCGGAGCAACAAGGACAACAAGUGGAAAGUGGGGCAAUGCCUGAACCACCUCAAAAUUGGCCACGAAAUGAAAGACAACCUAUCCAAUCUGGUAAUUUGUCUAGAAAUGAUUCACAUGAUAUAGAAAAUCUUCCAGAUUAUAGGGAGAGUGAAGAACAAUCUAAGCGGCCUAGGGGUCCUACUAUGAUGCACUCAGGAUGGGGAAAAGAUGGUGACAAUUUACAUGUUGAAUUGAAUGAUCGUGGACAAGUUAUUGGUCCAGAAGCAGCUAGAUUACAUUCAAAACUUGGUGUGAUAGCACGAAAUGGCAUUUUAGCGCCAUUGAAUCAUAGAGAUUGGAGGCUUGUUCCUGAUAUGUACAAGGAUAUAAUAUGGAGUGACAUUAAGGAAAAUACUUAUGCAACUGAUGAUAUGAGACGCAUUUUGAUGAUGUCAGUUGGAUCUAAAUGGAAAGAGUGGAAGCAUGAAGCAAAAAGUAAUGGCUAUGACCCGUAUAAUACUGAUAUUGAGCGCUUAGCUCAUCGUCCAAAGAGGGUUGCAGAAGAUCAGUGGCGUUCAUUAGUUCAUUAUUGGAGUUCAAAAGAAGCAAAGGAAAAGAGCGAGAGAAACAAAGAAAGUCGAAAAAAGUUGACUAUGCCACACACAUCAGGAAGAAAAAGUCUUGCUCAAAUUAUAGAUGAUAUGACAAAAGAGAAUACUGGUGUAAAGCCAACUCGUAUUGAGGUGUGGAAAAAAACUCACACUAGAGAGAAUAAACAACCAGUAAAUGACAUAGCCGGUGAAGUUAUGAAACAAAUGGAUGAUCUUGCUAAGGUGUAUCCCGAGUUAAAUGUCCCUGGAAGUGCUCGCAAUGAUAUAUAUUCACAAGUAAUGGGACCAGACACUCAUGGGAUUGUUCGAACUCUAGGAAAAGGAGCAGCUCCAAGUUUAGUUUAUGGCCCAGUAUAUAAACGAUCACAGUUGGAGCAACGAGAUUUUGAUGCAAGGGUUGAGAUAGAAGUUCAAAAAGCUACCGUAGCAAUCCAAAUUGAUAUGGAUAAAAAUUUGGCUGAAGCAAAACAAAAUAUGGAAGCAAAAAUGGAUGAAAGAAUGGAUGAAAAGGUGAAGGAAAAAGUGAAGGCUGAGAUGCAAGCAUACGUACAGAGUAUCGGUUUUAUGAAUGGCUCAAACAAUAAAUCAAUCAGUAAUGAAGAGCUUUCCCAUAACUCAGUUGAAGACCGCCAACAAUCAUUAUCUCCUGUAUCAGUUGUUCCAACAAAAAAGGUUAACUUAAUCAAGAACACCACAAAUAAUGGAGUUGACACACAAAAAAAGAACACUUUUGAAGAGUGUGUGAUACCAAUUAUUGGCAAGUGAUGCUCGAAUUGUGGAAAGAUGAAUUCCAUUUUGUCUUGUUGCAGAAUUUAUUCUAGAAGUUUAGGGAAUUAAAGAGAAAGUUUGGCGUAGUUUCAUGUUGAAAUCACUUUAGCUUUUAUGUUUUAGUUAGAAUUUGUUUUAUUUGAGAUAGAACAACAAGUCCUUUGAUUUGACAGCGUCUAACUUGCAAGGAGACCUUUCUCUGCUA